ACUCAGUUUGUUGUGCGGCUCUCCGACUACUCGCUCCUGCAUUGCCGUGCAAGCAGAUGUUCUUUCUCUAAUGCUAAUUUACACGAUUUUCAUUUCGGGAGCAGGUAUUCUUUUACAGGAGGAUAACCGACAGGCGGUACAGUGGUACACAAAGCGCCGGACGCUGGCACGUCACAGAGUUCUAAACAGGAAAACGGCUUUGGAAAGAUACAGAAACACAAGACAGAAAGACCGAGGCAACGGCUCCUUUAUUUACCACACCUGUGAUGCGUUGUUUCUGAGCAACGAAGACGCGCGACGGGGAUACCAAUGGCCAGGUUACUGGAGGAAGAUGCGUGCUGAGGAAGGACUUUAACGUAGAGGCGCUUAGAAACGGCUCUUUAAACGACUCAAGAAAUCUUUCGUACUCUGAAAUAGUCUAGAAGUGAUUAUUUAAUUUUGAAACUUAAACGGAGAAGUAACACAAACAUGAUGCCCUUACACCUGGGGCCCUUUGUCCGCUGCAGACUCGGUGCCACCCUCGUGAUGCCCUGGCUUCUCUUUGCAAGCUUUACCUGCAUUGGUGCCGAGCACACGGCCACGGCAACCCUUCCUGCAGCCUUCUCGGACCUGUUACCUCACUUCCUGGUGGAGCCGGAAGACGAGUACAUUGUGAAGAACAAGCCGGUGACCCUGACCUGCCGCUCCACCCCCGCCACACAGAUCUACUUUAAAUGCAACGGAGAGUGGGUGCAUCAGGACGACCACCUGAUCGAACGCACCAUCGACCCUGCCACAGCGCUGCCUAUCAUGCAGGUGAAGAUCGACAUCACCAGACAGCAGGUGGAGAAGAUCUUCGGCCUGGACGAGUACUGGUGCCAGUGUGUGGCCUGGAGCACUACAGGAACCCAGAAGAGCCAAAAAGCAUACGUGCGGAUUGCCUACCUGAGGAAGAACUUUGAGGAAGAGCCAAUGGGGAAGGAGGUGGCGUUGGACCAGGAAGUGCUUCUCCAUUGCCAUCCUCCGGAGGGCAUACCACCGGCUGAGGUGGAGUGGACGAGGAACGAGGAUCUGAUCGACCCGGCCAGUGACCCCAAUUUUUUCAUCACGGCGGACCAUAAUCUCAUCAUCAAACAAGCCCGCCUGGCAGACACGGGCAACUACACCUGCGUGGCCAAGAACAUCGUGGCUCGCCGCAAGAGCACCUCGGCCACCAUCCUCGUCUACGUUAAUGGAGGCUGGUCGACCUGGACCACCUGGUCGGCCUGCAGUGCUUCCUGUGGGCGUGGCUGGCAGAAGAGGAGUCGGAGCUGCACCAACCCCGCCCCGCUGAACGGAGGCACUUCCUGCGAGGGCCAGAGUGUCCAGAAAAGCGCCUGCACGGCCACCUGUCCAGUAGAUGGAGGCUGGAGUGAGUGGAGCAAGUGGUCGGCGUGCGGGGCGGAAUGUUCCAUGUGGAGGAGCAGGGAGUGUACCCAGCCCUUGCCUGGCACGGGGGGCAAAGACUGCCAGGGCAUCGACCUCCAGUCCCUCAACUGCACCAGCGAGCAGUGCCCCCAGACAGCGAGCGGGGCCGAGGACGUGGCCCUGUACGUGGGCAUCGUGGCGGUGGCCCUCUGCCUCACCCUGCUGCUCACCGUGGUGGUCCUGGUCUACCGGCGCAAGAAGGAGGGCCUGGACGCUGACGUGGCCGACUCGUCCAUCCUCACCACCGGCUUCCAGCCCAUGGGCAUAAAGCCCAGCAAGCCAGGUGUGUGGGCGCCCCGCCCCCGGCCUCGCCACAGCAGGCCACCGCCCCCUCCUCGCAGCAAGAACUCCCAUCUGCUUACCAUCCAGCCUGAUCUAACCACCACCACCACCAGUUACCAAGGUACCCUGCGCUCGCGCCACGACAACACCGCCAAGUUCUCCAUGACCAACGGGCCUCUCCUGGACCCUCUGCCCAACGGCUCCCACACGCUGCACAACGGCAAGCUGACCUCCGACCCUGCCGAGUUCAUGAGCAGGCUGUCUACCCAGACCUACUUUAAAACGCUGCCGCGCGACGUUGCCAACGCCACCUACGGAACGUUCAACUUCCUGGGGGGGCGACUGACCCUCCCCAACACAGGCAUCAGCCUGCUCAUUCCUCCCGAGGCCAUCCCCAGAGGGAAGAUCUACGAGAUCUACCUGACACUCCAGAGGAAGGAGGAUUUAAGGUUACCCUUGGCGGGCUGCCAGACCCUGCUGAGCCCCAUCGUGAGUUGUGGGCCCCCAGGGGUGGUUCUGACCCGGCCCGUCAUCAUGACCAUGGACCACUGCUCCGACGCCAGCCCUGACAACUGGGCCGUGCGCCUCAAGAAGCAGAACUAUGAGGGCGUGUGGGAGGACGUGCUGCAGAUGGGCGAGGAGCUGGCGUCGGACCCCUACUACUGCCAGCUGGAGGUGGAGACCUGCCGGGUGUUCUCGGAGCAGCUGGGCCGCUUCGCGUUGGUGGGCGAGUCACUCAACAUGGCCGCCGCCAAGCGCCUUCGUCUGGUCCUCUUCUCCGACGCCUACUGCUCCACCCUGGAGUACAACAUCAGGGUGUACUGCAUGGACGACACACAGGACGUCUUCAAGGAGGUGGUGCAGAUGGAGAGCCAGCUGGGCGGGCGCCUGAUUGACGAGCCUCACGUCCUGCUCUUCAGAGACAGCUACCACAACCUGCGCCUGUCCAUCCACGACAUGCCCCUGGCCCACUGGAGGAGCAAGCUGCUGGCUGGCUACCAGGAGAUCCCGUUCUACCACAUCUGGAACGGCUCCCAGCGGUACCUGCACUGCACGUUCUCUCUGGAGCGUCUGAGUCUGACCACCUGCCAGCUCACCUGCCAGCUGUGCGUGUGGCAGGUGGAGGGGGAGGGCCAGAGCUUCAGCCUCGACUUCAACAUCGCCAAGGACAGCAGAGCUCUGGACUCUGAGUUCCUGAUGCUGGACACCAACGCCACUGCUCUGGCAGGUCCUAGUGCCUUCCAGAUCCCCUACCUCAUCAGACAGAAGAUCUGCAGCAGCCUGGACACGCCCUGCCCCAACGGAGCUGACUGGAGGAUGCUUGCCCAGAGACUCAAACUGGACAGACACAUGAGUUUCUUUGCGUCAAAAGCCAGCCCCACGUCUGUGAUCCUGGACCUGUGGGAGACGCAGCACUUCCACAGCGGCAACCUCAACCAGCUGGCCACCAUCAUGGCUGACAUCGGCAAGCAGGAGGCCAUGAUAUUCCUGGUGUCGGACGGGGAGUGCUAACCUCUGAUUGGAACAAGGUAGUGUACCCCCACCCCCCCCCCAACACCAGCACAUGGAGAGAGCAGAGAGGAGGACACGCCCUGUCCUAUCAGAGAGAGGAGAACAGGAUGGAGGGACACUGCUCGUCAUGUUUCGUUCUCUCUCGCCUCAGUAGUGUCAUGCCCAGGAUAGGCUGUGAUAGGCCAGGCCUCUUGAACAUUGUCUAGAGUAUUCCAAGUCAUUCUUUUGUUGAAGAAAAACACACUAGAAGUAUCUGGCCUAUUUAGUUGUGGGGGGGGGGGGUAGUAAAAUAAUUCAAACUCAAAAACAAGAAGCUCAAACGAAUAUGAAAACGGUUGACAUGUUUGAGCUCUCGUUCCCCCCUCAUGCCCCUUGACAGUUGGGUGUGUGACAGUGUUUGCUGUGGUCAAAUAUCACACUCGAUUAUGCAACUGGCUGGGCCAUUGUUAAGCAUCCCUUGACCUAAAACACACUGAUCCCCACGGGGAACUCUCACUAGCCCCACUUUACCCAAAACCAAUGGCGUAAUAUACAGUAGGUGUCAAAUCUGCUUGUGUCAUUAUAUGUGCUUUUAUCCAGACAGAGAUGAAGCUAAUCACGGAACAUGUUGGUUGGCAAUAGAUUUUAUGUCUUCACUCUUGAACAUCUCGUUUGUAACCGUCCUGUUUGAAGUGAAGCUGUUAUUGCUACGCUGUGAGGUCUUGAUUCUGUUAGACGCUCCAAAGCUUUUUCUUACAUGUGAAAAAUCUAUAUUUUCCUUUGAUUGGUUUGCUGAACUCUUGAAGAAAGUCAGUGAGCUCUCUAGAACCAUUACCUUUCAGAAGCCAUUUAUUCUCAAAGGUAAUACCCUUUUUCUUUUUGUAUUAUUUCUAAUAUAUUACCAAACGUAUCACAAUAGCACUCUGUUUUACUGAAUUCCUCAGUUUAUGAAGGGCCUAAGGCACAUUUCCUAGCUCAUAUUCAAGUGCAUAUGUCUCCAAAACUCAUUUCUGCGACAGCAUUACUGUCUGGUUGGGUUGUGGGGGCGAAUAUGUGUUACAUGAAGCAGCGCCCAAAGGGAGCCACUGUAUAGACAAGACCCCUCUUCUCAAGUAUGAAUAAUGCAGAGAAACUGCCUACAGAAAAUCUGACAACAACAAAUUAUCAUCUGCAAAUGACUCUGAGUGAUACAGAUGGGAAGGCAGGGCUUGUUUUCAUAAUUCAUAAAGCGCUGUUGGUGCGACGUCCUCACGGGGCGCGUGACCCAGGUCAGCCCUUUCUCACGCUCUAUUAGGCACACAGGCACGGACGCGUAUUCGCUUUGCGCACCGCUGCGCACUCGUCACUUAGAAAGUCGAUUCCAAAACGGCAACAACAACAAAGUCGGAGGCAGAUCCAUGAAAUAAGGCAUUCUCUCUUCGUGUCUUCUGACUGGUCUCCUGACCCUGACCACUCUGCAUAACCAGGAAGAAUCAGGCCGCCAGUCUACGUAAAUAGGAGACUGGGCCCCUGUGGUGUGGAAGCUUAUGAGUAUGCCCCGUUUAGCCAUAGUCCUCACUGCCUCAGGGUUGCAUGGGGGGUUUUCACCCCCAGUUGUAUAGAAAGCCCUGGAUGCCAUGCCCUCCCCCAACCAGAAAGAAAGAAUUCAUGAUUGUCAGAUAGCUGGAAUGUACACGUUUAAGAUUUUGUAAGAGACACUGACUUUAUUUUUCCUCUCAUGUAGAACAUCUCCCAAGGUCCAUCAGUGUAGGAGAACCACGGCACUCUUAGUUUCCUUAGUUACCGCACACCUAAGACUUAACCACAACAUCCGUCAAGAGCAAUUCUAUUUGAAAUGUGGAAUGAAAACAGGGCUGUUGUCCUGCAUUUCUUGUGUCGAUGUUACAAGCUUUUGAACCAACAUGAACACCACAGACUAAAGGCCUGCUUUUUCCAUGUGAAAGUGAUUCAGAAUCAGAUGUAAUAUGUAAAUACUUUUCUACAGCAGCAGCGUGCUGUCACUUUACAUACUGUAUAUCAGCAGAAUUGCUAACCAAAGUUUUAUGAAAACCAUACGAGGCCACUGCAUCACACAGUAUAGUGCCCAUUCACGUGUUAUUUUAGGUGUUACUGUAGCUUGAGCUGCCAUUCGUUUUCGCCCUCAUCUCACUUCUCUACUAUCAUUAAGACAGACAUUAUGUCUGAAACUCUCAUUAUAGUCUUGUCUUCAUAGAACUUGUUUUGGCAGUGAUGCUAGUCGAGAAUUUAUUGUAUCACUUUGUAAAGAAAUUUAAAUUAUAUUUUAAUAUGGAGCCAAGAAAAAGA
Molecule: messenger RNA, 5523 nt
Organism: Hypomesus transpacificus
Lineage: Eukaryota; Metazoa; Chordata; Actinopteri; Osmeriformes; Osmeridae
Gene: unc5a
Product: unc-5 netrin receptor A
Exons: 16
Coding region: 469-3240 (923 amino acids)
Biological process (GO): netrin-activated signaling pathway; anterior/posterior axon guidance
Cellular component (GO): membrane
Molecular function (GO): protein binding; netrin receptor activity
Source: RefSeq, a predicted model, not a curated record